This is a messenger RNA of Epinephelus lanceolatus (giant grouper), 4119 nucleotides long. RefSeq names its product otopetrin 1 (gene otop1). Lineage: Eukaryota; Metazoa; Chordata; Actinopteri; Perciformes; Serranidae. Gene Ontology annotation, cellular component: membrane. Gene Ontology annotation, biological process: proton transmembrane transport; inner ear morphogenesis. The record is from RefSeq and is a predicted model, not a curated record. Gene Ontology annotation, molecular function: proton channel activity.
ACCCGAUAGCCACCCUGAGAGGAUUUAAGCAGACUUGGAGAGACUGCCUGCCAGCUGCUCGGAAGAGGUGGAUUUGGGCGAAGCUCGUUUUUUCCCCCUGUUAUUGUGGAUAAUUCCGUGCUUAGUGUUUUUUUUUUUUUUGCUUCUUUGGGCAGUGAAUGGUUGGCACGGCAAGCCCAGUGAUUUCUCUGAAACAUAUGGGAGUCUCAAGAGGACGGGGGUCUGGGAUCACCAAAGACUGAAACGUAAUCUACCAUUUUCAGUGACUCAGCGCGCCUGUUGCACGACCAGAUCUUUCAGUUUCAGGGUUACAAGAUGACAAUGCAUCUAUCAAGUCCAUCCUCGGCGAGGCUGGACUUUUAAACUAUGCGUGACCACUGAGCCGGACCUUGAAGAUUGAAUGAGCAUGUUUGGCACGGUACCUAUUCGUCUGAAUCCCCACCUUGUAGCAACAGGUUAGGCACCUGGCCUCCCUCAGAUGCUCUUAUAGCGCGCGGCUUUGACUUUACUCUUCUUCUUUCUGAUAUUUCUACAUGUCUCUCACCAUGGUGGAGCACAGCGGCCUGGAUAUCAUGUGUCUGAAUAAGUACUGUCACAGUUCGUCCUCGUCGUCCAGCUCCGAGCAGGACAAGAAGAUGUUCACCAAACUAAAACUCCGUCUGUCAGGGGAGUACCCGAGGAAGAAUGCAGAGUUCCUCAGCGGGCAGUACGGGACCAAUCUGCUGCUGAUCGGGAUGGCGCUGAUGCUGGCUAUCGCGCACCACGGCCCCUCUGUCAAGGAAGAGCACCUGCUGUCCUUUGUCAGCUGCCUCAUGAUCCUCCAGCUGAUCUGGAUGAUGUGGUACAUCCUGGUGCGGGACAGACAGAAGAGCACGCUCACCGAGAAAGAUGUCCACGCCACCACAUGCUGGAUAAGAGGUGGUUUGACUCUCCUUGCACUCCUUUCACUGAUCAUGGACGCUUUCCGAAUUGGGUAUUAUGUUGGCUAUCAGUCUUGUGUGUCGGCUGUGCUCGGGGUAUAUCCUGUCAUCCAUGCAACUCACACCAUAGCACAGGUACAUUUUCUCUGGUUUCACAUUAAGGAUGUCAUCAAGAGCUUUGAAACAUUUGAGAGAUUUGGUGUAAUGCAUGCAGUCUUUACCAACCUCCUCCUGUGGUGCAACGGCGUGAUGUCAGAGGCCGAGCACUUCUUGAACAACCAUAAGAGAAGACUCACUGCCCUGGGCUACGGAAACCUCACCAUAGUGCACUCAGAGCCUCACUGUAACUGCACCACCAGCACUUGCUCCAUGUUCUCCAGCAGCCUCUUCUAUCUCUACCCCUUUAAUGUCGAGUACCACAUCUUUGUCUCUGCCAUGCUCUUCGUCAUGUGGAAGAACAUCGGACGGACCAUUGACCUUUCCUCAAACCGGAAGAGGCUAGCUACCAAAACCGAGGGCCUGACUGUGGGCCCCAUUUUGGGUCUACUUGCACUGGCCAGCACUAUUGGGAUCCUGGUGGUCUAUGUUACCCAUGUUGAGGAAUCCCUCCGAAUGCGUCAGUCAGCCAUUUCCAUGUUCUACAUUUAUGGCAUUGUCAUGCUAGUGUUCAUGUGCUCUGCUGGUGGUUCAGGUCUGCUCAUAUACCGAGCGGACCACGUGCCGCUGGACACCUCCAAGAACCCGUCGAGACAGCUGGACACAGAACUGCUGUUUGGGUCCUCUAUUGGCUCCUGGCUCAUGUCCUGGUGCAGCGUAGUGGCUGCAUUAGGUGCCACAAGCAAUCCUCCUUACCGCUGGACCAACCUCAUCUUCUCUCUGCUUCUUGUGCUGGAGAAGUACAUCCAAAACCUCUUCAUUGUAGAGUCCCUGUAUCGCCAGCAAGAGGACGGAGAGAGGGAGGACCCCGAGUUACCAGCUGCCCCAGAAAUCUUCUCAGUGACAUCCUCUUUGGCCCCACCGUUCAAUGGCAUCAUCAACCGAGCCUACGAGACUCCAGACAGAAACUGUGCCACCAUGGAGAACGAGCAGGAGGAGAGCGGGCGGGUGUACAGAUGUCCGAGGAAACCUUCUGAGGUGCCGCUGCCUGUGGGAAACAAUGUAAAGGAGCCCCCGAAUAGAAAAAGGCAAAUCCUGAAGAACAUCACUGUCUUCCAGAUAAUGUGCAACAUUUCGCUGUGGAUCCUUCCUGCCUUUGGCUGCCGGCCACAGUACGACAACGGGUUGGAACAGGAGACAUUUGGCUUUAGCAUAUGGACCACAGUUCUCAAUUUUGCCAUUCCUUUGAACCUUUUCUACCGCAUGCACUCAGUCGCCUCCCUCUUCGAGGUGUUCCGCCGGGUCUGACAGAGGAGCAGAUGACUGACGACGCCAGAUGACAUGCACAAGAAUACUUGUCACCACCGGCUCCCGAGAGUGUCUCACAGUGCAGGUCAGCUGUUCAGGAGGCAGUCUGGGUCACACUCCAGCAGACUUGAAACAAGCUGUGGAGACAAACAAACUGUAGAUCCCUCACUGUGGGGAUUACAGAGGAAGAUGAACCAACGUUCCUUUAAGAAUUACCUUGUAUAAUACAAGGCUGAAUAAAAAUGUUUAUGAAAAGGACCUUUGGUUUCACGCAUUUAAAAAGGACCCUUUGUACUUUUUGUUCUGUAGUCAGAUUUCAGUAGGUUUACUUUACUGGUUCAUCAUUUAAAAUGUAUAUGCUGGAUCUGACACUCAUAUUUUAUUAGUAGCUGAAAGUAAAAGAUAGAUUUCUCACAAAAUACUACAGUAAGCCACUGAAACAGCUGUUUGUCUCAAACAUCUAAUAAGGUAUUAGUACUGUAUUCAACAGAGCCACAAGUGCAUUGCUGUACCACUUGACUCAUAUUUUAUCUGCAUGUGAAAUGUUCAUACUGGAUAUGGAUAUGGUUCUCAUACACGUCUGUUAGUAGUUCAAGUUAAAUGAACAGUAUGCAACACUUGAAUUAAAUGAUAGUGACAAUCUUAGCACUAUAUUUUUGAAUAAUCAUUAUGAGUUGGACUAUAGUUCUCUGCCUCUCUCAGUCAUUUUUUAAGGUUCAUCAAUGUCUGUUUGUAUAAUGAUUCUCUGUUCUCUCAAGUUGAAUGGUAUGUUUAAAAUUAUGUUACUAGGUAGCAUUGUUUUGAUUAUACUGGAGUCCUGUGAUCUGUAUCCACACUAUAUUGAGAAGUGCUAGGUGAGAUUUGAAAAUUUGUUUUUCUUCUUUACCUUGAUAAGAAUGAAUUCAUGUAAUGAAAAGGUUUAACACAGUUCACAUUAGGUGUAUCUAAAAUUUAAGAGUGGUGAAUCUUCUAUCACAGUAUCUCCAGGAUUAUUACCCCCAUAGAUGGAUUACUGAACAGGCCUACUAGGCACAGGCCCCAGGGCAUGACGUGUCAGGGCCCCGCUACUCUUCACCUACAAAAUGUCACUCAAAUAACAUAUACCAGCCAGGAAGAGACUCAAAAUGACCACAAAGAGAUGCACAGUAAAUACAAAAGGGGGAACCCAACCACAAAGGGACACAUAAUGACCAAAAAAAAGAAACAAAAUCAUUACAAAAAGAUGACAAAAGUAACACAGAAUGACCUCAAAGAGACACAAAAUGACUAUCAACAAAAUUAUUACAAAGAGACAAAACAACUAAAAAGAGGUAAAGCCACCACAAAGUUUGUGUCCUGCCCCCAUGUAGGAGAGGUGGUGGGGCCCACUGUCCUAUAAUCCACCCAUAGAUACACCAAUAUAAAAGAGAUGUUGCCGUGAUGACAGCUGCGACACCAGACUAGAGAUUGCAUGUUUAUACCUGAAAAAAUCAGCAAUAAAAAAACAGCCCAGUCUGUGACAUUACUUGUUUCUUUAUCAUGUAAACAGACUGUAUACUUGUACUGUACAAUAUAAUAUGAAAUCAAUGUGUCAUUUCAGUCAGACGUCCAGCAAGUUCUCAACCUGGUGCUAUCCGCUGCAUGUCUUCUCACUAUGUGCCAACUUGUGGUAAAAGCCUUGUUUGUUUUUAGGUGCAAACUGCAAUAUUAUAUAAUCUUUGUUAAAAAAAAAACAAAAAAAAAACAAAAAAAAAACUGUCGUACUGAUCAAAAUCAUCAUUCAGACACUGUGAUACGAUUUUGAAAUUCUAAUGAC